Molecule: messenger RNA, 1742 nt
Organism: Leptidea sinapis
Lineage: Eukaryota; Metazoa; Arthropoda; Insecta; Lepidoptera; Pieridae
Product: putative fatty acyl-CoA reductase CG5065
Exons: 11
Coding region: 281-1729 (482 amino acids)
Biological process (GO): long-chain fatty-acyl-CoA metabolic process
Cellular component (GO): peroxisome
Molecular function (GO): alcohol-forming very long-chain fatty acyl-CoA reductase (NADP+) activity
Source: RefSeq, a predicted model, not a curated record
ACGUAACUAAAGUCUGAACAAACUCUAAGUUCACAUAUAAGUCUAUGAUGUUAACCAUUCACACACAUUCCCCCGCUUUCAUCAACAAGGCCACAAAGCCGCGGUUCGCGAAAUGCUCUGAAGUCCACUUUUGAUAAUUCUGCUAUAGUUGUUACGUACCACCGCAAGCCAAUGACUUUAGCUUUGCGUGGCAAUGUUUACCGCGAAUUACAUUACUUUAUAAGACUGUGUUGUUUUUACGUUUUAAGGUCAGUUUAUAUUUGUGCUUUAAGGAAGCAGUAUGUAUCGUGUUGUGAGGUGUUUAGUAGUGUCUCGAGUGCCUUACAGUCUAGGCACUAACAGAUAUUCGACUGGAUCAUCUACAUUCGCGACAGAUAAGCCGUACGCAAGAGUUUCUGACUAUUAUGCGGGACGAUCUGUAUUUAUCACUGGUGGAACUGGUUUCCUUGGAAAGGUAAUAAUAGAGAGGCUACUGUACAAUUGCACUGAAAUUGAAAAUAUUUUCGUAUUAAUAAGGCCAAAGAAAGGAGUUAGUACGCAAAAACGGUUGGAAGAAAUGACCAAUGUUCCGCUUUUUACAAAACUUAAACAAAGAAGGCCAGAUGACUUAAAAAAGAUAAUUCCUGUCGAGGGAGACAUGACUGCCCCCCAACUGGGAAUUAAAUCAUAUGAUCAGGAGACUUUGAUUAAUAAGGUUUCCGUUGUAUUUCACUCUGCAGCAACAGUCAGAUUUGCAGAUACAUUUAAAGAAACAAUGGAUGCUAAUGUAGGUGGUACGCGUAAAGUAUUAAACCUAAGCAAGAAAAUAAAAAAUAUAGACAAAUUUGUGUACAUUUCAACCGCAUAUUCAAAUUCGGACAGAUUAAUAAUUGAUGAAGUUUUAUACCAGCCAUCAGAAAAAAUGAAAGAAAUUGACAAAUACUAUGAAAGCCGGAAGGAUUAUAAAAAAGAAGAGCUCAACACACUUCUAGAUGAUGUUCCUAAUAUUUACGCAGUUUCCAAAGCCCUAUGUGAGCAUAUAGUAAGCACAGAACGAGGAAGCAUGCCUUUGAUCAUGGUGAGACCAUCAAUUGUGACACCCAUACUGAAAGAGCCUUUACCUGGUUGGGCAGACACCUGGAUUGCAGCAACAGCAAUAUAUAGUGAUAUGGCACGAGGGGUGAUGACCAUAAUGUAUGGUAAUGAUAAAAAUGUAUGCGAUUUAGUACCUGUGGACUAUUUGUGCAAUUUUAUUAUAGUAGCAGCAGCUCAGAAGAUACCACGGUCUGAUGAUAUUCCAGUUUUCAACUUUAGUAGCAGUUCUGUAAAUCCUAUCACGUGGCAGCGUGCAGGCGAUCUGUUUUUAAAAGAAAGCAAAAACUUAGGAUACAGUUCAAGAGUUCCGAAUAAAGUUUUACAGACAGAAUCUAAAUUAGUGGCUCGUACUACAGUAUUUCUAUGUCAGUAUCUUCCGUCGAUAUUAAAAGAUAUUGGUCUCAUUAUAACUGGAAAGAAACCAAGGUACUUGAAGGACAGUAGGCGGAGCACCUUACUCCGCGAACUGAUGAAGCCAUUCAGCACCACAUCAUGGCUUAUAAAAUCUGAUAACACUCAAGCACUGAUCGCAUCACUAGAUGAAAACGAUAAAAGUAUAUUCUUUUGUAAUGUUGCUGACAUUGAUUGGGAAAAAUAUAUGCAAACAUUCUGUUUAGGUGUUAAGAAGUAUCUCGUUGAUGGUAAGGUUAAAUAAAUUAUAGAAAUAA